AUGGUUGGGGAUCAGCCUGUAUGCCCACCUCAGCUCCUACUGCGGGGCUGGGGAGCAGUGCUGUUGUCUCAGUGCUUGUCCUCCGUGUUCUCCCAGAUCCCGGAUCCUGAGCUUUUACCCACAGAUCCCCCAAAGAAGCCUGACCCCGUCAACUCAGAGACUGUUGUUUUCUGGGGGCUUCGGCUAUGGCAGGUCAUCGGCAUCUUUUCAGUGUUUGCAUUAGCAGUUGUUAUCACUCUGUGCUGUAUAUUCAAAUGUCGAAUCCCAAGGACAAAAAAGGAAAUUGAGGCACGGCAUGCACAGAGAGAGGCUGCAAAGAAAUACGCCAACACAUUAGAGACAGUGCCACCUCUGAAUGAACUGACUGAGAUCCCAGGAUCUGCAAAAGUGGAAGAAAAGGAGGAGGUGACAACAGUCUCCGGGAAAGUGGAUGCUGAUAAAGGGGAGAAGAAGACCAAGGAAGGCAAGAAGGAGGGCAAAAGUGCCAAAGAAAAGAAAGGAGAUGAAAACGAUGCAUCAGCAAAGAAGAAGGGUGAAAAGGGAGCAUCCAACAAAGAAGGUGGUGAAGGAAAAGGGAAGAAAUCUGGAGAAAAGGGGGACAAAGGGGAAAAAGGGGAAAAAGGAGAAAAAGGAAGCAAAGGAGGGGCUAAAGGGGGAGCCAAGAAAGCUCAAAAGUGA
Messenger RNA from Scomber scombrus (Atlantic mackerel), 678 nucleotides. It is a transcript of the gene tmie, whose product is annotated as transmembrane inner ear. Lineage: Eukaryota; Metazoa; Chordata; Actinopteri; Scombriformes; Scombridae. The record is from RefSeq and is a predicted model, not a curated record. The coding region runs from base 1 to 678 and encodes 225 amino acids. The transcript has 4 exons.